AUGGGGAAUACGGAGAGCAAUGUUACCAGCGGCGUGAAGAAGCAGGCCGGAGUCUCCACCCAGGCUCUGUACAAGUUCGUGAACCUCAAGGGCGGCGGACUCCUCGUGGACAUGAUGAAAAGAGCCUGCCAGACCAAGCAGUUCGCCGAGAUCGAUCACGCCAUCAAGACCAAGGUGGAGCCCUUUAUGUACAACAAGGGCGCUGGGCGGUACUUCCCCAUCUCGAAGCUCGUCCUGCUGCGCAAUCGGGAUCGCCCCCGCACCCGCCAGCUGCCCGAGAUCCGUGCCCUCGAGAAUCCGGACGACGACUUCAACAUCCACGACUACUGCCCCGAGGUUUCGGAGGCCGAGUACAUCUCCAAUCCCACGGCCUAUCGAUUCGUCUGCUGGGAUCUGAAUAUGCGUGGCGCUGUGGGCGAGACCAUUCUGCACUUGUGCCUGCUAAAUGCAUCUUCCCUGCACGCCGAUCUCGCCAAGAGAUUGCUCAAGUUCUACCCGAAACUCAUCCUGGACAUUUACAUGAGCGACGAGUACUACGGCGAGAGUGUGCUGCACAUUGCCAUCGUCAACGAAGACCCGGCCAUGGUGAAGUAUCUGCUGGACGCCAACGCAGAUGUUCAAGAGCGUUGCUGUGGCGCUUUUAUGUCGGCGGAGGAUACAAAGUUUUCGCGGACGGACUCGCCGGAUCACGAGUAUGUGGCCCUCUGUCCCAUGACCAACUACGAUGGCUAUGUUUACUGGGGAGAGUAUCCAUUGAGUUUUGCCGCUUGCCUGUCGCAGGAGGAGUGCUUCCGAUUGGUUUUGGCCAGAGGAGCCGAUCCCGACUUCCAGGACACCAACGGCAACACCGUGCUCCACAUGCUGGUCAUCUACGAGAAGAUCGAAAUGUUCGAUGUGGGCUACGAGGUUGGAACCAACAUCCACAUUAAGAACAUUCAGAAUCUCACGCCGCUUACGUUGGCCGCCAAGUUGGGCAGAGUGGAGAUGUUCUUCCACGUGAUGAGCAUCGAGCGGGAGAUCUACUGGCAACUGGGCAGCAUCACCUGUGCCGCAUAUCCGCUGCUGAUGAUAGACACUAUUAACGAGGAAACCGGCAACAUCAACAAGGACUCCGUGCUCAACUUUGUGGUGUUUGGCGAUAAGUUGGAGCACUUGGAGCUGCUGGAUGGCGUGGUCAUAGAUCUGCUGAAGACCAAAUGGGACACGUUCUGCAAGUCGCGGUUCUACAAGCAGUUCUACAUGUUCGCCCUCUACUUCCUCAUCUCGCUGUUCAGUUUCAUCCUGCGGCCAGGGCCGGAUGCCAAGGACGAGGACGAGGAUGGCGCCAAUAGCACCACGGCUAAAAGUGAUCUGUACAGGCAAAAUGCAUCGCAUUCGUAUCAUGAGCACAGCAAGAGGGCCACAAUGACUACCGAAUACAAAACAUUUUGGCUCAACUUUACUGAGUACUACGAUCCGUCGGAGGUUGAGGUCCUGCCCGCUUGGUGGGAGAGCUACGCGCAGUGUCCUUUGAUGAACCUCGAAUCCGACUUGGCCAAGCUGCGUAUUAUGGCGGAACUGUUGAACUUUGUGGGCGCUAUACUCUAUCUGUUGGUCGCCUUGCGGGAGGCUCGCUUCCUGGGCCUUAAAAUGUUCAUUGAGAACUUGAUGACGGCACCUUCGCGUGUAAUGUUUCUGUUUUCCUGCGCCUUGAUGAUGACCAUUCCAUGGCUAAGGGCUUCCUGUCUCACCGAAAUCGAUGAUCACGUCACCGUUGUGAUAAUGCUAACCACUGCUCCCUACUUUCUAUUCUUUUGUCGCGGCUUCAAAACAGUCGGUCCUUUCGUAGUGAUGAUAUACCGGAUGGUCAUGGGAGACUUACUCCGAUUCGUGUCCAUCUAUUUGGUGUUCGUGAUGGGUUUCUCCCAGGCAUUUUACAUCAUUUUCCUGACCUUCGACAACCCAUCGUCGCCCGAGGAUCAGGACGCGGAGUCCAACCCCAUGCCCUCGCCCAUGGAAUCGAUAGUGGCCAUGUUCCUCAUGUCGCUAACUAAUUUCGGUGACUACUACGGAGCGAUGGUGUCCACGCAGCACGAGUACGAGGCGAAGAUCCUGUUCUUCCUGUUCAUGGUGAUCGUGAGUGUGCUGCUGGUGAACAUGUUGAUCGCCAUGAUGGGUAACACCUAUCAGAAGAUCGCCGAGAUCCGGAACGAGUGGCAGCGCCAGUGGGCCAGGAUCGUCCUGGUCGUGGAGCGCAGUGUUCCACCCGCCGAGCGCCUGAAGAACUUCAUGCAGUACAGUCAGUCGAUGUCGGAUGGCCGGAGGGCACUGGUCCUGCGCUUGAACAUGACUGAGGAGGAGAAGGAGGAGAUGAAGGAGGUGCAGGAGAUGAAGCGCAUCCAUCAGCGGUUCGCCAAGAAGCGGCAAGUGGAGCGCGAAGCCCGCGCCCUUCGACGUCAGCAGGAGUACGAGAAGUUCUUCGGCACCGCCCCCAAAUCGGAAAGUUCCGAUAAUAACAACUUUUGAGGAUCCAUUUUAGCAGACCAGAGUCACUUACUUAGUUCAAGUUUUA
This is a messenger RNA of Drosophila teissieri, 2551 nucleotides long. RefSeq names its product transient receptor potential cation channel subfamily V member 5 (gene nan). The transcript has 9 exons. Lineage: Eukaryota; Metazoa; Arthropoda; Insecta; Diptera; Drosophilidae. The record is from RefSeq and is a predicted model, not a curated record. Gene Ontology annotation, cellular component: membrane. Gene Ontology annotation, biological process: calcium ion import across plasma membrane. The coding region runs from base 1 to 2505 and encodes 834 amino acids. Gene Ontology annotation, molecular function: protein binding; calcium channel activity.